Messenger RNA from Closterium sp. NIES-65, 1422 nucleotides. Lineage: Eukaryota; Viridiplantae; Streptophyta; Zygnematophyceae; Desmidiales; Closteriaceae. The record is from the annotation of a GenBank genome assembly.
AUGACCAAUCAUCGUGAGUGGCUUACCGGAUUGAGGGAGUCUAGUGUACCCUUCGUUCUGUUGGGCGAUGAAGGAAAACAGAGUGUGAAGGGGGAAGGAGAGUUGCUGCUCCAGGGAGAGUACGGGGAGCUGAAACUGGAGAAUGUGCUUUUAGUGGAGAAGCUGUCACUGAAUCUGAUCAGCCAAACUCAACUCGACAGCACGGGGUGCAAAACCUUCAGCGACAAGGGGAAGCUGUGGGUUUUCAAUGAGGAUUGGAAGGUGGUUGCAGAAGGGAACAGAAAUCAGGGGUUGUAUGAAAUGAAGCUGAGGAAGAAGGGGCUGGAGGAUGAGAAUGCCACCUACCUGCCAUCACUCGAAGGGGACCUAGCUAGGGAGGAGUUGAAGGCUCGGCUUGGUGGCUUACCUGUGAAGGAGCUGCAGCAGGAAGCUUCAGCCAUGGUGGUUGGGAUGGAGAAGGUGGAAUUGGAGACCUUGCACAGGCGCAUGGGGCAUGCAAGCAUGGAUAGGGUCAAGGAGUUGGUAAAAAAGGGCAUGGUAAAAGGCAGUGUGAGGAGCAUGCUUGCCGACAGUGGGCUGCCACUGAAGUUCUGGGGUGAUGCAUUGGCAAUGGCUUGCUGGUCCAAGAACCGCCUACCUACGAAGGGACUUCAAGCAGAUAUGACUCCCCACGAGGCCUUCUAUGGCAGGAAGCCGAAUCUGGGGUUUGCACGGGUGUGGGGGAGUAUGGUGCAAUACAGAGAGCCAGCUGGUCCGGAUCAUAAGUUGCUGCCCAAGGCUCAUUGGGGGAUUAACCUCGGUACCUGCCCAGUGAGCAAGGGGUGGGUGAUAAAGGAUGUCAUUUCAGGAAAGGUCACGAUCACCCCGGAUGUUGUCUUCUACGAGGAGGUGAACUACCUGCAGUGGAAGGGAAUAGAGAAAGAGAUUGCAGCAGCAGGGACAGCAUCUGCACCGGACAAGGUGGAGGAUCUUUUGGAGGAAAAGGAGAGUGAGGGAGUUGGAGAUGAAGGAGAUGAGGAGCUUGAAGAUGUGGAACGGGCAGAUUCAGUCGAUUGGGUGUGGGAGAAGGUACCAACCAGUGAAGCGGAUGAAACCAAUGGAGUGGAGAUAGCAGGGGAGCAGCCAAGCAAUGAAGUAGCUGAGGGUGGCAAUGAUGAAGUGGCUGAAGAAGAGGGAGAUGAAGAAUCAGCAGCUGAAGGAGAUAGUGAUCCUUGGAAGCUCCUAGAUAGUGAAGACAGCAAUGUCAAGAUGAGAGAGAUAGCGGACCUGCUUAAGGAAGGUGCCAUCAUCAUUGGAAGGGAAGUGAAAUCUGGAGAUGAGAAUGAGAAGGCAAAGGAGGAUCUCAGUGGAGAUGAGGCUGAAUCACCUACAGAGGAGUUGGGGAAAGGAAAGAGGGUGAAGAAACCAAACCCUCGCUACUGA